AGAAAUAGCUCUUCAGUGUCCCUACACCAUUACAAGUGUAAUGACUUGUAUUUAUUAGCAUAAUAUAGCUUUAAUUGAGCUAUAAUUACUAGUAAAUAGACACUGGCAGUUAUACAUAUCUUAAGUGUUAUCUAGUGGAAGGGAUUAAAACAUCACUUACCCUGGAAAUGUAACUUCAUGGAGUCAAGACAAUGAAACUGAUCAGGAAAAGAAGAAAUGGCAAUAAAGAGGGCAACCAUCAUUCCCCCCAGCCCAAAAGGAGUAAGAGAAGCCCUGUCUUUCAGGAUUCUCGAGAUACAGAGUUUUCAUGCAAUGAUAAGGAAAGGAGCAGCAGCUACAUUAAUAUCCCAGAGAGAGGAAAUGGACCAGAAGGCAACUUAAACCAGAUUGUUACUGAACCCAAUACAAACAUUCCCCAGUUCUUGCACGAGGGGUAUGCACCAUGCCAAGGUCUUUAUUCCCACAUCAACCAGAUCUUGAAGGAGGCUCACUUCAACAGCCUGCAGCAGCGAGGACAAGCUCCAGCAUGAUGAACUAGGACUUCCUUAUUCCAACCUAACCUGUGCUUAUAAAAGCAAUUGCAUACACACCAAAAAAAGUCUAUUGGUUUUUAAGUCUGUAUUUUAAAUAACAAGUUAAUGGGCAAUUGUUUAAUUGGAGUUUUACUGAACUAUUGCAAUUUUAAACGGGCCAUGAAUAAAUUUUUAUGGGAUUGUUUUCAA
Molecule: messenger RNA, 722 nt
Organism: Callithrix jacchus (white-tufted-ear marmoset)
Lineage: Eukaryota; Metazoa; Chordata; Mammalia; Primates; Cebidae
Gene: VCF2
Product: VCP nuclear cofactor family member 2
Source: RefSeq, a predicted model, not a curated record